AUGAGUGAGGCUGAGCAACUCCAUGCUAUUGAAGAAAAUUAUCCAUCAGACUCUGAAGGCGCAUUCAGUGACGAGGAGACAUUUCAAACUAUCAAGGAACUGGGUCUUCCAAGUGAUGAUAAACUCUCAAGUAUGGAAACUCCACUGAUCUCCAAGGGAGAUUUAUCGGAGCUCCUCGAUCCGAGUAAGGCAAGGGGUAAACGGUCGAAGCGAUUUGUCGUGAACAUGUACAGGACCGAGGGGCUCAUUCCUGAAUCUGAAGAAUCUAGAGCUUCCGAGAUGAAAGCUACGGCUAGACCAGGGAUGCAUGAGCGGACCACAAGCACUCAGAGUAAUCUCAGUGUCGCUUCUCAAGAAGAUUACGACAAGACUACGGCUGAACUUGACGAUUACACGAGGAGAGGAAAACAGGUUAAUGAUUUGAUAACCAGAUUUCAUGCUUGUUGUGAUGAGUCGAUGAGGUCUAUUGAAGAAACUAAGGGGACGAUCGAUCGUCUCGCUCGGCAUUUUCAAUCCUCUCAUACAAAGUGA
This is a messenger RNA of Kwoniella mangroviensis CBS 8507, 531 nucleotides long. RefSeq lists its product as uncharacterized. The record is from RefSeq and is a predicted model, not a curated record. Bases 1 to 531 code for a protein of 176 amino acids. The transcript has 2 exons. Lineage: Eukaryota; Fungi; Basidiomycota; Tremellomycetes; Tremellales; Cryptococcaceae.